AAUCGGGCUGCAUCGGAUCCCACAGUGCAGGCAGUGAAGGGGCACCUCUUGACUGGAAAGGGUUAAAGGAUGCUGACCAAGGAACCAUGGAAAACAGCUCAGUGCACGGCAGCAGCACCCACCGGCCUUCCAAUGAGACCCGCACUGAAUUCUCCUGGGAAGGAUUUAAUUUCUCCAUGGAAGAUACCACCUCGAUCCUUCCUCGACUGAAGAGACACUCUAAUGCCUAUGGAAUUGGUGCUCUCGCCAAAUCCUCUGUCAAAGGUGUCUCUCGGACCAUGAAGGAUCAUGUGACCAAGCCAACUGCCAUUGGGUCAGGCCGUGUUGCUCACAUGAUUGAGUGGCAGAGUUGGGGCCAACCCCCGGCCCCCACAACUGAGACCACCCGAAUGGACAGCGAUGCCUAUUCUGACCUGAGUGACGGAGAGAAGGAGGCUCGUUUCCUUGCAGGAGUAAUGCAGCAGUUUGCCAUCUCAGAGGCAACUCUCAUGGCCUGGUCCUCUAUGGAUGGGGAGGAAGAGAGCGUCAACUCCAACCAAGAGAGACAGAGCGAGACCUACCAGGAGCUGCUGGAAAACCAGGAUAACAUUGCCCAGACGCACUCUGAUUGUUGGCCGCACUCCUAUGUGUCCCAGGGGCUGUACUGUCUGGGCUCGUCGGAGGCGUGGGCGAGCAGUGAGCAGUCUCUAAUGGGGUCCCCUGCGCCCCCUGGAGGACCAGACUGUAUCCCGGGCCCCGAGUUUGAGGAGAGACAGCUGGAGAACAUCUGUGAGAUUAGCCCUCAGCUGCUGCACUCUAAAAUCUCCCCCAUGGAAGAGGAUGACGUGUUGUGUCACGACCUGCAGUCUCUGUCGCCCCAGCGGGAGGAUUGCGAGACCCCCCCACACAGCCGCAAGGUGUCCGACGUGGCCACUUCAGGAGUGCAGUCGGGGGAGGAGGAAGAGGAGCGAGAGAUGGAGAACUGAGAGUGUGCGAGACUGCUCUGUGUGAGACGCUCUGGGUGUCAUUUAUCAUGGGGGCGGCAUGUACGUUUUCCUGCGGUCGCUAUGCAGCAAGGUGGGUAGUGACAGGAAGUCUGUGUUUUUCUAGCGUCUUUUAUUUUGGGGGGUCCUGCGUCUGACCCCCCAUUGUGAUAUCAACACUUUGUGUGAGUCACCUUCAUGCACGUCACAUGCAUUCCUGCCCCCGCACGAUUCCCACAGCAGGGGGGUUAGUGCCAUUCAUGGGGUGCACGUAUUAACCCUGCAAGUGCUGGGGGGCUGUGACAAGCCUUCAGACAUCACUGGGCACAAUUCUAUGCAUCUGAAACGGGGAGCGGCACCAAAUGUUCCAUCGUCCCUUCUUGUUGUUUUGUGCGGUGUCAGAAUUGUGUUGUUUAUUUGUGCGACGGUUCUGCAGUGUGGCCCAGUCUCCCCAGCAGAGCGGCAAUUGGUCCCCAGGCUGCACUCGGGGGGCACUGUCGGCCACACAAACCAAUUGGCUUUCUCAGGAACUGCUCUUUCUUUUCUCAGUGGGCAUUACAUUUGCUGGCCGGCCAAUCGGGGAGCUUUUUAUUGACGUGUCAUACGCAGGACCUGUUCAAAGUCAUUGGUUUUCCUUAACGGCGCAGUUUUAUGCUCUCCUUAUGCACUUCAGUUAAGAGCCCAGGUAUGGAAGUGGGUGGGGAGGAAGAGGCCAGUGUUGCCCCCCGGGUGGCAAUUUGUCUGUGAACGAGUAGUUUUAGCGUCAGUAGAAUAGUCCGUAGUUAGGUGACAUCUGAAUGGCAGUUCCCUCAGUUAAAGGGGAACUAUUUGCAAAAAAAAAAUGUGCGUAACCACAGUGAAUGUAUCCAAUAAGGGCUGCGGGUCAGGGAGGUGACUCUGUGUUGAUAAAUGACCCCCAGAACGUGAGAGUGUUGGACAGAACCAUCAUCUCCCAAUUGAAGAAGCAGCGGCCGGACUCCGUGGCCCCUGGCAACUCGUCUUCCCUGGUACCUUGGAAUGUUCCCGUGGUCCAACCUGGAAAGAUCAGGGGGCCCAAUUUCUCCAGCAAACUGGAUCCAACCUUUGUAUUGGCAGCGGGAUGGAUCCAACCUUUGUGCUCUCUGGAAGAAGGUGGAGCACUUGGUGGGAGGUGACUGCUGCGCUGGGGGAGGUCUCGCAUGCCUUACAGUGACCUCCCCAAAAAGACCCGAAUCAUUGCCAAAACCCUAAAACUGUGUAACUACAUUCCUGCCAAAGACCUGCAGAGCCCAGCUUCUUUAACCCCAUCCCUGCCAAAGAGCUGAAAGCAUUGCUCCUAAUUGCCAACGAAAGCCCCCGGGGGAUGCUCUGUUCCCCCACUGCCUGCUGACGCUCAGGAUCACUCUACUAACAGGUGACCCAGCAAAGUAACCAUGUAAUUCAUUGGCCGAAUCCUGCAAAGCUUCUCUGUACUUGUGUCUCCCCCAUCUGCAGAGCGUUUCUUCCCAGACACCUGCAGAGCAUUGCUCUUCCCUGCACUUAACCCCGCCCUAAACCCCUGCAGUCUGCUCCAUCCCUGCACAUUUCCUAAUGGCGCUCAGUCUAACAGUCUGAUUGGCUUGUUCAGAGCAGCAGUGAGUUCCAAUGCAAGUGGUUUAUGGGUGGCACUGUGAUACUGUGGGGCAUUGCGUGGGGCAUUGUGGGGGGCAUUGCAUGGGGCAUUGUGGGGGGCAUUGUGCUGCCAGUUUAUACAAGGAAAGCUUUUGCCGCGAGUCUCUAGAAAUCCAGGCAAGAGUUUUCUAUAAAAGGGAAUAAGUGAAAAUUGGAGAGAUAAUGUUAUUUGUGCAUAUUUUGUAUCAUGAGUCGGAAUUCUAAACCUGAUGCAGACGCAGAUCAGUCCAAGUUACACUAAAUCCCAGUGGCCAGUGAACUCUAAGAAAAGAAGGGCUCUGAUUGGCUACUGAGCAUGGAUCCAACUCAGCCAAUCACAGGGACACAGGGAGAUUGGAAUUUUAUAAGAAACACAGAGAGCCUCAAAUGGUCAAUCUUUCAGAUUCUGCCCAAAAUUACUUCCACCCACCCAACUGUUGUUAGACACACUGGGGCUCAUUUAUCAACACUGGGCAAAUGUGACCAUGGGCUGUUACCUAUAGCAACCAAUCAGUGAUUAGCUCUAUAAAGCCGACUGCAAGUAGUACAAUGAAUGCAGCAAUCUGAUUGGUUGCUAUGGGUAACAGCCCAUGGGCAAAUUUGCCCAGUGUUGAUAAAUGAGACCCACUGACUGACUGACCAACUCACUGGAGCAUCAGCAGAUUUUUUCAAGAUGUUCAAUAAAUGAAGCAGUUGAUGUGGAUGACACAUGUAUAUGGGUUGGGAUGGAGCGCCAGAGUAUAUGUACCAAAUAGUUGCAUGUCAGGUCUAUGGUAUCGGUAUGGCAGCUUUACAGUCUGAGUGACAGUCACAUGUGUCUAAGCAGGUUCUUAUGUAGGGUUCUAAUUUAGGACCUGUUAUAGCAACCCAUACUGGCCCAUACAAACCCAUACUGAUGCAUACUGAUCCAUACAGACCUAUACUGACCCAUACUGAUCCAUACAGACCUAUACUGACCCAUACUGAUCCAUACUGACCUAUACUGACCAAUACUGAUCCAUACAGACCUAUACUGACCCAUACUGAUCCAUACAGACCUAUACUGACCCAUACUGAUCCAUACUGACCUAUACUGACCAAUACUGAUCCAUACUGACCCAUACUGAUCCAUACGGACCUAUAAUGACCAAUACAGACAUAGCAACCCAUACUGGCCCAUACAGACCCAUACUGACACAUACUGAUCCAUACCGACCUAUAAUGACCAAUACAGACCUAUACUGACACAUACUGAUCCAUACAGACCUAUACUGACCCAUACUGAUCCAUACUGACCUAUACUGACCAAUACUGAUCCAUACUGACCCAUACUGAUCCAUACGGACCUAUAAUGACCAAUACAGACAUAGCAACCCAUACUGGCCCAUACAGACCUAUACUGACACAUACUGAUCCAUACAGACCUAUACUGAUUCAUACUGACACAUACUGACCUAUACUGAUCCAUACUACAUAAUGAGACCCAAUUAACCAAACGAGUCAUAGAUAUAAUGAUUGUUUUGUAAUUAUUGGGAUAUUUGUGUGAUGUGCCCCCCAGGGAUUCGCAGUUCAUUUAAAGUAGAAAUUAGAGGGAGGGGUCUAAUUAAUGGGAUGAUAAUAUGGGGGCCUGGCCUUAUUUACAGAAUACAAAUUUGGGGUUUGCUAUUCAGGUCUCAGAUUUUUUUGGGAGGGGAGGGGAGUCAUGGCUCCAACAUAGGAGAGUUCUGAGAAAAAACAGGUAUUUCUGCUCUCCUGGCUGGAAAUGGUUACAGAACUAUUUCUAAAGAGUUUGGGUCCCCCAGCCCCACUGUCAGGCAGAUCCUGUACAAAUGGGGGAGAUUAAACCCCACUGUUACCCUCCCCAGGAUCGUCGGACCAGCAAAUAUCAGACCAACAGCACAGCGGGUAUACGGGGGUCUCAGACCUGAGCUGAAGAUGUUUUAUAGGGAGGAAUGGGUUAAAAGUCCAACUCCGAGCCGACGUGUCUGGACUACAUAAGGGUACGAGGCCGAAGGCUGAGCAGGUCAUGGAACUAUAAGGUGACUCAUAAUAUCCUGAUAUUUUCGAACAGGGGGUACAUUAUUUAUAUUAAUACACACGUUUUAGGGACUUGUGACAGAAAUGACAUCACUAAUCACUGACUAUGACCUAUGACAUCAUCAUCACGUCACCUCUACUUAUCCUUACAUAUAACAUUAUGCAUGGGAUAAGUCCUUUAUAUACUUCUGUAUAUUGAACAAUAUUAUAUCAUGAAGGGGCCACAUUCAGGAGGGUCCAAGUUCUGUGCUACUGGAUUGGAUCAGUACUGACUGGGCUCACAAUUGGACUCAAACUAGCAGAACCAAUAAGUUCAGAUGAAGCAAGUUCUCUCCAGUCCCAUAUCAGCUUUUAUGGCGUGGACUGGAGGCCUUAGAGCCCAAGGUACCAAAGAGCUGACGUGAAACUCAAGCAGUGAGUAUGGGCUUUACCCCCAUUGUUGUCCCAAUCAGUGGCACCUUCUCAGGCUGCUGUACCACCACCCCUUGGCCACUGUCCCUCAUGGUACCACAGGCCACUCAUCUUCUUCAUCCCCUUACCUGGGCCCAUUGCCUGUAGUGAAAGCUUCUAGCCAUGGUAUACAGACUAUUGUGUGUCACUCAUAUACACUAUUUAUAGGGAUUCAGGGUCACAGGCACCAGCUCUCCGACUCUCUGGACCCCACCAGCUACUUCAGGAUUCACAGUGUCUCAUUGUAUGUGAAUGUAUCUCUGUGGAGAAGCAACGGGUUCCUUCUGCCCAAAGCACAAACCUGAAAGAUCUUACCCAGCACAUUCUAUACAUGGCAAUAAAGCCCAAGUCACUCAAAGUACCUUCAGCUUCCACCAGUGAGACCCAUACAGACCCACAUAUGUACUAAUGGGAAUACCACUGAGCAUCAUGGGAGAUUCUCCUGUGUGUUCUGGUUUCAGCCAGGGACAAGUGAAGUGUUCAGUUGGGUUGUGCAUUAAUGGCCGGUGCCGGGCACAUCUGUGGGUGAUGGGGAUGGUCGGUGCCUCUGUAUCAGGAUUUAAACGCUUUCUGUCUCAUGGGAUACUGACCAAUAGGGAUGCACUAAAUCCGGCAUUUCGGUAUCGGGACAGGUACCGAAUCCUCCACAAAAGAAACCUAAUUUGCAUAUUCCAAUUUGAGAAAAAAGUAAAAGUUGCUUCAGUUGUGAAGAAAAUUGUCACAUUCAGUUGUCCAGAGCUUAAAGUCCUAUGGCCAAACACUAGAUCCCCAACUGAAUCCUGGAAUUGGUGCAUCCCUGGCCCAAAGUCUUUUCUUUGGUUACCGUGACCCUCCUUUUCAUUACUGGCCAGUGGCCCCCAGAAAUGUCACUGUGAGUUCAUGGUCGAUGGAUUCCCAUGUCUCUUAGUGGGCAACUCUGUGCCAAGGGCUACUGUUGGGUGAAGGAGAGACAGAUGUAAUAUAUGUUAUAAGUAGAGCUGCUGAGCUCCGCGCGGGAGUCUUGCUCUGCACAAGCUUCUCUCAGCCCAGUGUCCCACCUGAACAUACAAAGCUCUGCAGGGCUCUGCGGGGGAGGCUCUGUUAUUCUGUACCCCCAGUCACUGGGAUUUAUGGGGUUUUUUUUUACAUUUCUGAUGUUUUGAUUUUUGCCUUGUAUCUCAUGGGACUCCUAUUUUUAUAUGUUUAUAUGUGUAUAUAUAUAUAAUAUGUAUGUAUGUAUGUACAGAGACACAUACACAUAUAUAUACAGUAUAUAUACACAUACCCCCACGCACGCAGGAGUAGAUAUAUUCCAGGGGGAGGUCAGUCAGCAUGGGGAGGGUGCACGGAAUAAACAGAAGUGACAGACA
Messenger RNA from Xenopus laevis (African clawed frog), 6406 nucleotides. RefSeq names its product protein FAM131B (gene fam131b.L). NCBI's taxonomy places the organism in Eukaryota, Metazoa, Chordata, Amphibia, Anura, Pipidae. Bases 87 to 965 code for a protein of 292 amino acids. The record is from RefSeq and is a predicted model, not a curated record. The transcript is spliced from 7 exons.